This is a messenger RNA of Hibiscus syriacus, 719 nucleotides long. RefSeq lists its product as uncharacterized. The transcript is spliced from 2 exons. Bases 170 to 640 code for a protein of 156 amino acids. The record is from RefSeq and is a predicted model, not a curated record. NCBI's taxonomy places the organism in Eukaryota, Viridiplantae, Streptophyta, Magnoliopsida, Malvales, Malvaceae.
CCAAAAGAAGUGGAAAGAGUACGAGAUACGCUUCCCGCUUUUUCAAUUUAUGGCGCCAGACAAUCCAAAGCUCCCUUUCUUCGUCCGUUUCCGCCAUCCUCAAAUACCUUAAGAUCCUUGUUUCGAAACAAAGCUAUUUUUGGGCGAAAAUAGUAUCUCUAACACAGAGAUGUUUGGAAGAGUAAGAGCAUCGCCGUCACUUGACAGCUCCGCGAGUCCCCCUUCCAAGAUCAUCAAACACGAUUCUCUUUCCAUCUACGAGACUACACUCAUGAAGCUUAAACUGGGUUGUCAGUUCCACCCAAUUUCGCCGGUGGAUUUAACCGAUUGCCAUUCCGGAACUAUUCCCGUGGCUUGUGAAGAAAUGCAUUCCGGUGAUGAAUCUAUGGUAAUCGAUACAGAUUGUUCAAGCGAUUGCCAAUCCACAGGCGAUUCUAAAUUGAUUUCUCUGCAGCGGAGCAAUUGUACGUCAAAUAUUCACUUGUUUUCCAGAUUUAACUCCCGUCAACGCACUCCAACAAUCAGUGAUGAAACUCUAAUGAUGGACAUCAAUGCUUCAGCGAGUUCGUUUCAAUCUUUGAGCAGAGCAAAAGAAGGGAACCAUGAAUCUACCACACACAAUGGGAGUACUAUCACAUGAUUCAAUGGGUUCUUGCAUUGGUAUUUAAGCAUGCAAAUUUGUUACUCCAAAUGCUUCCAAUUAGAUUUACUAUUUUCUU